CGAGUGUGCAAGGGCGGGAGGGAGGAGAGAGAGCCCGCGGCGGCCGGGAUCGCGCCGACUCGGGCCCAGCGGCGGGCGGACAGCAUGCUGAGCUUCCUCAUCUGGAUCCUCACUCUCUCCGACACUUUCUCGCAAGCAGGGCUGUAGGAAUGCCUCUGGAGAGCAAUAGCACAUGUCUGAUGAGCUGCCAAUCAAGCCUGCUCCCUGAGAAGCCCAGGUUUCUGAAUCAGAAGAUGUGGGCUCCACACUUAGCCAUUGCUUAUCUUAUCUCUGUGACUUUGGCUUUCGCCUUGCCUGGGACCCAGACUCGCUUCAGCCAGGAGCCAGCUGAUCAGACCGUGGUGGCCGGACAGCGGGCCGUGCUGCCGUGUGUGCUCCUCAACUACUCUGGGAUUGUACAGUGGACCAAGGACGGCCUGGCUCUGGGCAUGGGCCAGGGCCUCAAAGCCUGGCCACGGUACCGGGUCGUGGGCUCUGCGGAUGCUGGGCAAUACAACUUGGAGAUCACAGACGCCGAGCUCUCUGACGACGCUUCCUAUGAGUGCCAGGCCACAGAGGCUGCCCUGCGCUCCCGGAGGGCCAAGCUCACCGUGCUCAUUCCUCCAGAGGACACAAAGAUUGAUGGUGGCCCUGUGAUUCUGCUGCAAGCAGGCACCCCCCACAACCUCACGUGCAGAGCCUUUAACGCCAAGCCUGCUGCCACCAUCAUUUGGUUCCGGGAUGGGACACAGCAGGAGGGGGCUGUGGCUAGCACGGAACUGCUGAAGGAUGGUAAACGGGAGACUACGAUCAGCCAGCUGCUCAUUCACCCCACAGACCUAGACAUCGGGCGUGUGUUCACCUGCCGCAGCAUGAACGAGGCCAUACCCAAUGGCAAGGAGACAUCCAUCGAGCUCGAUGUACACCAUCCUCCUACAGUGACUCUGUCCAUUGAGCCCCAGACGGUGCAGGAGGGCGAGCGAGUCAUCUUUACGUGCCAGGCCACCGCCAACCCUGAGAUCCUGGGCUACAGGUGGGCCAAAGGCGGGUUCCUCAUUGAAGAUGCCCACGAGAGUCGCUAUGAGACAAAUGUUGAUUACUCCUUCUUCACGGAGCCUGUGUCUUGUGAGGUCCACAACAAAGUGGGGAGCACUAACGUCAGCACGUUAGUGAAUGUUCACUUUGCGCCCCGGAUUGUAGUUGACCCAAAGCCCACCACCACAGACAUUGGCUCUGAUGUGACCCUCACCUGUGUCUGGGUUGGGAAUCCCCCCCUCACCCUCACCUGGACCAAGAAGGACUCAAACAUGGGGCCCAGGCGUCCUGGCUCCCCACCCGAGGCUAAUCUCUCUGCCCAGGUCCUGAGUAACAGCAAUCAGCUGUUGCUGAAGUCAGUGACCCAGGCAGAUGCUGGCACCUACACCUGUCGGGCCAUCGUGCCCCGAAUCGGAGUGGCUGAGCGAGAGGUACCGCUUUAUGUAAACGGACCCCCUAUCAUCUCAAGCGAGGCAGUGCAGUUCGCUGUGAGAGGUGACGGUGGCAAGGUGGAGUGCUUCAUCGGGAGCACCCCACCCCCAGAUCGGAUUGCAUGGGCAUGGAAGGAGAACUUCCUAGAGGUGGGGACCCUUGAGCGAUACACCGUGGAGAGGACUAACUCAGGGAGCGGCGUGCUGUCCACGCUCACCAUCAACAACGUCAUGGAGGCUGACUUUCAGACCCACUACAACUGCACUGCCUGGAACAGCUUCGGGCCAGGCACUGCCAUCAUCCAGCUGGAGGAACGAGAAGUGCUACCUGUGGGUAUCAUUGCUGGGGCCACCAUUGGCGCAGGCAUCCUGGUCAUCUUCUUCUUUGUUGCCUUAGUGUUCUUCCUCUACCGACGCCGCAAAGGCAGUCGAAAGGAUGUGACCCUGAGGAAGUUGGACAUCAAGGUAGAGACGGUGAAUCGGGAGCCACUCACCAUGCAUUCUGACCGGGAGGAUGAUACCGCCAGCAUAUCCACCGCAACUCGGGUCAUGAAGGCCAUCUACUCGUCCUUUAAGGACGACGUGGAUCUGAAGCAGGACCUGCGCUGUGACACCAUCGACACGCGGGAAGAGUAUGAGAUGAAGGAUCCCACCAACGGCUAUUACAACGUGCGUGCCCAUGAAGAUCGCCCCUCCUCCAGGGCAGUGCUGUAUGCCGACUACCGCGCCCCUGGCCCUACACGUUUUGACGGCCGCCCAUCAUCCCGCCUCUCUCACUCCAGUGGCUACGCCCAGCUCAAUACUUACAGCCGGGCCCCUGCCUCUGACUAUGGCACAGAGCCCCCACCCUCUGGCCCUUCUGCUCCUGGUGGCACCGAUACAACCAGCCAGCUGUCCUACGAGAACUAUGAGAAGUUCAACUCCCACCCCUUCCCUGGGGCAGCUGGGUAUCCUACAUACCGGCUAGGCUACCCCCAGGCCCCGCCCUCUGGCCUGGAGAGGACCCCCUAUGAGGCCUAUGACCCUAUCGGCAAGUAUGCCACGGCCACGCGAUUCUCCUACACCUCUCAGCACUCAGACUACGGCCAGCGGUUUCAGCAGCGCAUGCAGACUCACGUGUAGAGGCUGGAGUCUGGCUGGGGUAUCUCUGCGGGGCAGAGGAGAAGGCUUCCCAGCUCUUCCCUGACAUUCAGGGACAUUGCUCAUUGCUCCUUUCUUGGACCCAGCCUUCCUCCUCCUGCCAUCACAAACAAGGAGCAGGUCUCCCAGGAACACCCCAUCCCAAGGAUGGUGCUCUGGGCGUGCCCCAGUCCCCUAGACCUGCUGAGCUCUUCUCCAGGAGGAUGUCUCUACUGGCCUUUGUUCAUUCCUGACCAGGCUUGGGCACAGGGAACUGGAGGUGGUGGGGAGGGGAGGAGGGGGAAGGAGAGGAGAGACGAGCACACUUUAUCAUUUCCUUUCUGUCCUGCUCCUCUGAUCUCCCACACGUGGCCAUGGAGGUGUGCUGAGGUGGGCAGCUUUGGCCUAGGUGGCUCUAGUCCAGGCAGCUGGGAUGCGGGGCAGCCUACCAGUCCCUCUCUUGAUUUCUCUCAUACUUAAGUUAAUUUUCCCCAUCUCAGGAGAUUACAGAUGGGACAGGGAGUUCAAAUCCAAUCCUUGGUCAGUUGGGGUCAAAAUGCCAGUCACAGCAGCUGCUGUCUGUGGCUGUCUUAGUGAGGAGGGCUCCAGAAAUCACCCGUAGCACCGUUCCCUUUCCACUCUGCUUCGUGCUGGACCAGCCAGAUGUGUCCUGGUGGGCGGGCAAGGGACCACGGUGUGCUGCCUGGCAGUCCCUGAUCCAACCGUAGUCAGAACCACGCCAGCCUUCUUCUUUCAUGUUAUCUGCUCCUUCUCGGUAUUUACUCGUGAGCCUUGGAGAAUAGGGUAGGGCAGAGGUGUCAUGGAGCUAUUUUUUUUCAAAGGCAAUAAAAACCUCAUUCGGAAAGAAAAGCUGUAGAGGUUUCCCCACCAUAUGCCAGUCCCUGUGGAAAGGAAAGGGGUACCUGUCCUCCACCAGGCUCCUAACGCCUUGCAUUAUUCUAAGUCUCCAAGCGCUCUGAAUCUAUUGUGUACGUACGUCCCAAUGGCGAGACCUGCCUGCUGCUGGGUCCUGAUAGAGUUAAGCAGUCCUGAACCCCAGACGCUACUGUCCUACACUGGGACUCAACCUAGUUAGAACUCACCUUGCAGGUGGCACGGUAAAUACUUUAUCCAGGCACAUUUUGGGUUUGUCUCCUCCUUACCCCACCCCCAGGCCAAUCAGACUUCUUCCAUUUUCAGUGCCUUGAGUGUCAGGUUCGUGAUGCUGUCCCUGUGCGGGGAGCAGCGAUUUGUGAGCUUUAGAUUGUCCUGUGUUAGCAUCUAGGAAGAGACCAAUGAGAGGGUGUGAAGGGAAGGGGGCCUGGAAAUGGCCCUACAGGAAACUUCUUACUGAUCUAGCUGGAGCCCCCAGUGCAGAACACUGCAGGCAUCGUAGUCUACAACCCAUGCUGUCUCUUCCCAUGUAGCGUACACACGACCACACACACACACACACUCUCUCUCUCUCUCACAUUCCAUGCCACUUCUCAUCUGCCACCGUCUGACCAAAGAUUCUGUAACUCCUGAUUCAGGCUCACUUUUCCAAGAAACCGCUGCCCAUCUGGAGUCUACUGCCAUUCUAGAGCCUACUGUCCGCCUUCCCACUGAGGCCUGCAUGACGGGAGGCAGUGUUCCCAGAGUAUUCCUUGCCCUUUCUCAUUGGUCACCAUUCAUUAAUCAUGUCCAUGAGUUCAUCAGCCACAGUCGUCACUAACCUUAUAUGGGCCUGUGGGGUGAUACUGUCAGCUCUCUCCUUUCUGAUAAGGACCGGGUAAUACUCAGAGAUCAAGGAGGUCCAUUCCCAGCCUGCCACACAGUUUUCCCUUCUACUCCAAUCAGCGCGUCUGCACAGAGUGGGCCUCCCCGCAGCACUGACAGGCUCGUAGCUAUAGUCCAGUUCAGAGGACUCCCGGAGUCCUUUCCUGAGAACUCAGUGAGGCAGACAGUGUGUUUACAGUGUAGGUUCUUGUGAAUAUGAAUUCAUGCAAGUUUUUAAUUUUCAUUCACACCUCAAGCCGUGGAUGAUCCAAACACUUUAAAAUCUAAAUAGAGUGGCAUUUCAAACAGCAAUACUCCCUAAAAUAAUCAUCUUGUUUGGGGUUUGGCUUGCUUCUCUUAUUUCUCCCUGAUUUAAGCAGUAGAUCCCUCCCAUGGAAACAAGAACAUCGCUAAGGUCAAGCCCUGCCGGAAAUUUGUGGGUAUCAAGCACCAUACACAGCACAGGAAACACCACUGAGACAGACUCGUUUCCUACCACCCAGAUUCUACAGUCAGAAUCCGAGUUGGGCCCUGCAGAAUAACCAGCGGGAUUGCGUGUCUGGGGAGUUGAAGGCCCCUUAAUCACAGGGCUCUUCCAUCUGAAGCUAGUUGAUAGCAGCAUGCCGGUACCCUAUUACUUGGUGAUCCUUAGUUGAAAGAAUAAGGAACCAGGAAUCAAGAGGUCCAUGACCCCGUUCUGCAGCUGCCAUUUGCUGAGUAACCAUGAUCUGACUUCUGUUUUCAUUGCCUCUGAUUUUCUGGUCUUUACCUACAACUGUUCUGUGUUGGCUGUGUUCAUCUGGGGAGGCAGAAUUUGGGAUUGCCCAUCCAUCAAAAACUCAGGGACAGUAAGCAAUCAAGGUGAGGGUCGGGGCAGGGGAGACGCCCUGCCUGUACCACCAACUUCCUGAGCUUGCCUAUCGCCCCUAACCCUGAGUGAAAUGGAGCAAUCUGUGUUGUUCUCCUCUUAGGUUCAACAGGUUGCUGUGAUCAUGGUAGGGCCCAGUUUCCUUUAGUGUGGCUGCAGACUGCCCCGUGUGGACUCGGUAAGAUGGGGAAGCUGCCCUCCGCUGGGUCUUCAGGAGCAGUUAACCCCUCCCUGUAGGUUGAAAGGGAAGCUGGUAGAGGAAGAAGCGGCUAGUGGCUUUAACAUAAACUCUGCAUAUGGCCCUUGUGGCUCUGGGUGAACCUUACUCUGUGGAGAGCCCAGCCUGCUUGCCGAGUCCUGGUCCCCCAAAGACUAACCACAGAAUGUGCACGAAACAAAACCUAUUGAGAGAAAGGAAAGUAGCCAGGAAUGGAAGCAGAUGUUGGCAUCGGAAUGAGAACGAUGAGCUCCACUCACAUGAGUCUGGGUGACACGCUUUCCUCAUGCUGACAGCUGCGCUCCUUGCUGUGUGGACAGGAACGUCCCCUGCCCUGUGGGAUGGAGCACACUGACCCCUGUCUUGCCCCCUUGCGUUCUGUUGACCUGUGGGUGUUCUGUCAGGAGCCAUGGCUCCUGGGCUCCUUAAGAUGGAAUUGGGUGGCCCUGUGUACUUGGCCCACUACAUAGCAAUGUUAGGCAAUUGGGAUUUAUAGAGACUCAUGUUAAAGCCAAAGACCCUGUUUGGACAUGUGGAGUCUCAGUCACUGCCUCAGCCUGCUCUGUGAGUAGUUCUGUCCCUAAGGGUGAAUAACAUGACCUCCCAAAGCCACCACAGGCUCAAAAAACCUGGCUUCCCUGCUAUUUCAUUUCUGUGUACUCUGAGCCCAGGCUUGCUGUGUGCCUACAGAACCGGUGAAUGAUAACAGAACAUGAGGUACACGGACCUCAAGACUCCAUUGGUGAGGCAUUGACUGUUGUGAAGACUGUAAAACUGUCACCCAAACCCAACAUUCCUUUCUCCCCAGUCCUCCCCACCUCCCGGGCUAUUUUUCCUUCUCCUGAAGGCGGUGUUUUCUGGCCAAUGCUGACUAACCUUUGGCAGCUUGCCUGUGACACCACCCUUUGGCCAGUGGAGAGGCCUGAGGCAUGUGGCAUGGCAGAAUAGGGAUUUGAGAGGAGGGUACAGCAUUGAGACUUCCUGCAUCACUGUGAGGGAACCCCAGGGCCCUUUCCCAGAGGAAAAGAAUUGUUGCACAGAAGACAGAGGCCAUACCAGGAACUUCUGGUGCAAGCCUACCCUUACGAUAGUAAUAAUUUUGUGUGCACAGAACAUCUUACCCGUCUUAGUACCCAUCCUAGCAGAUGCUACCCCCCAAUCACUGGCCUUUGCAAACUGGUGGCCUGGUUCUUCUCUUGGUUUCGGGACCUGUUGGUAGACCCUGGGAACACCAGCACUCUGGAGAGAGAACAUUCAAUUUGCUGAUACAACAGAAGUAGACUCCUUAGCAAAAGUGACCCACAAGGUCAUGCUGCCUCCACUUUUAACAGGGCACCCAGGGCUCUUGGGAUCAAACUGUCUACCCCAGCCAUUCCUGGGAUUGCAAUCCCCAUUUCUGAUGCCAGUCAAAUUUUCUCUACCAAAAUCCUCAUAAAUGGAUCCAUGAUGACAACUAAGAGAAAAAAAAAAAGUAUUUUUGUUAGGACAAACCAUCAUAGAUUUUUAGCAAUGUGUAUCUGUGUGUCCUUUACACCUUUUCCUAUUCUGACAUUUUUUUCCUUUUUUUUAAAAAAAAUAUUGUGUACUAUAUUUUUAGCCUCAAACACACUAUAUAUUAUAUAUUUAAUUUUAUAUAUAUAAAUAUAAAUGUUUUAAAAAGUA
Molecule: messenger RNA, 7069 nt
Organism: Mesocricetus auratus (golden hamster)
Lineage: Eukaryota; Metazoa; Chordata; Mammalia; Rodentia; Cricetidae
Gene: Kirrel1
Product: kirre like nephrin family adhesion molecule 1
Exons: 16
Coding region: 150-2567 (805 amino acids)
Biological process (GO): cell-cell adhesion
Cellular component (GO): cell-cell junction
Molecular function (GO): cell adhesion molecule binding
Source: RefSeq, a predicted model, not a curated record